Stomoxys calcitrans (stable fly) is the source of this 891-nucleotide messenger RNA. RefSeq lists its product as uncharacterized. Gene Ontology annotation, molecular function: nucleic acid binding. The transcript is spliced from 2 exons. Gene Ontology annotation, biological process: DNA integration. The record is from RefSeq and is a predicted model, not a curated record. Bases 1 to 891 code for a protein of 296 amino acids. Lineage: Eukaryota; Metazoa; Arthropoda; Insecta; Diptera; Muscidae.
AUGGCUCCGCUCCCCCCUGACAGAUGCACUAUUACACCAGCAUUUCACGUGACUGGUAUAGAUUUUGCAGGACCUUUUGAAAUUAAGGUUUCAUCCCUGCGCCGAUCCCCUCUCCUGAAAGGCUAUGUGAGCAUUUUCGUGUGCUUCGCUACCAAGGCCGUACAUUUAGAGCCAUGUUCCGAGCUCUCCACAGCAGCAUUUGAAGCCGCAUUCUCUCGUUUCCUUGGGAGGCGAGGCCUACCUAGAAAGGUAGUGUCUGAUAAUGGGAGAAAUUUCGUAGGGGCCAGUCGCAAAAUGCUUAGAGAAUUUAGAAGUUUUAUUCAGGUGGCGGCAAGCGACAUUGCGGAAAAAUAUGCUACACAGGGUUUCGAGUGGCAGUUCAUACCCCCUCAUGCUCCACAUAUGGGUGGCCUUUGGGAGUCGGCUGUUAAAUCUUUCAAGCACCAUUUCAAAAGAGUAGCUGGGGCUCAUUUGUUUACCUUCGAGCAGUUUUCGACCGUCCUUGCUCGAAUUGAAGGAGUUCUAAACUCACGGCCCAUCUCCGCUAUCUCUGAGGAUCCUAAUGAUCUCACAGCCCUAACACCCGGACACUUUUUGAAAGGUGCUCCAAUCAUGGCAUUUCCCGAGCCUAGUGCUGAUGACAUUUCCCUGGUGAAUAGGUGGUUGAAGCUUAAGGCAAUCCAUCACCAGUUUGCUAUACGAUGGAAGGAAGAAUAUCUGAGGACGCUACAGAAGCGAUAUAAAUGGAAAACCACUUCACCCAACAUAAGGGUCGGCGAUCUUGUGGUCGUAAUGGAUGAUCUACUACCGCCUAGCGAAUGGCGAUUAGGAAGAGUGGCCAAGACUCACAAUGGUUCGGACAAGAACAUUAGGGUAGCCGACAAAUCCUAG